AGCCCGGGCGCUUGCGCCCUGCCCUGUGUUUACUGGCCGGGAAGGUCACCCACGUGGGGGUGCGGCUCGGACUCUGAGAUGCUGGUCGCGUUGCCGGCCCCGGGGCCCAGCGGGCGGCGCUCAGUGCUGGCGGUUCUGGGGGCCGCGGCCGCCGCGCUCAGGCCCUUGCUGUGCGGCCUCCCCGGCUGCCGGGCUCCGCGGCGCGGCCUGGGGCAGGAGUCGCGGCAGCACCCGGACUCCCGGCUCCAGCUGCGGCUCCCGGAGGCGGCCGAGGCGGCGCGGCUGGUCCUGGAGAGGGCGCGGCCCUCCCCCCCGCUGCGCAGGUUCAUCGCCUGCCCCGACCUGGCCCGCGCCGUGCGCGCCAGCCUGGAGUGUGGCCCGGCCCGUGGCCCCGAGCCCGUCGUUCUGGAGUGCGAGCCGGGUCCUGGAGUCUUGACCCGGACGCUACUCAAUGCAGGUGCCCGAGUGGUAGCUCUGGAGAGUGACAAAGCUUUUCUUCCAGAUUUACAGUCUCUGGAGAACAGCCUACAUGGACAAUUAGAAGUUGUUUAUUGUGACUUCUUCAGAUUGGACCCUUUGGGCUGUGGAGCUAUGAAACCACCUGCUAUGUACUCUGAGAAACUUUUUGAAAAUUUGGGCAUCUUGGCAGUUCCUUGGACAGCAGAUGUUCCUGUAAAAAUUAUUGGAUUCCUUCCCCAAAAAAAGGAAAGAAACACUCUUUGGAAGCUUAUCUUUGUCAUGUAUGAACGCAGUUCCAUAUACAGAUAUGGAAGAAUAGAACUGAACAUGUUUGUUAGUGAAAAAGAGUACAAGGUAUUGACUGCAAAACCUGGUGAACUAAGGAGUUAUCAAGCAUUAAGUGUGCUAUGGCAAACAGCCUGUGAAAUUAAGCUUCUGCAUAUGGAACCUUGGUCUUCAUUUUUGACUAAUUCAAAAACCAGGGGACUUGCAAUACCAAAGAGCAUGCUGCUGCCAAACGACCACUUAUGUUUAGUACGAAUGACACCACGGAGGAAUUUAUUUACAGGUGGCAUGACAACCACAAAUUCAUCUACCUUUAUUCUUAUGAUAAAACAGUGUCUUGCUAAACGCAAGUCUAAACUAAUUGAUAGACUUAACUCAUGGAGUCCAGACAGUGGGAGUAAACUGUUAAGGGAGCUAGAAAUACCGGAAAACAUUAUAACAGGCAAUUUGUACCCAGAAGAGUACAGACGCCUUUUUGAAGCUAUGGAACGCUCUAAAGAAUUUAGUCAAAGCUGGCUCUAUGAUGAAGUCUUGGAAAAUACCAGGAACAUAAAUUUCUAAAUCUAAACCUGCUGGUUUUGAAACAAAUUAUUUGUUUCAGUGACUAUAUUGUGAUGCAAAUAAUAAGAAAUGGGCUCAAAAUCUUAGAAUUCCAUCAGUAAAGAUUGUGUUGUCUCCUGCACAAAUCAGAAGAUAAAGUCGCUUGAGGUGCAACAGCCUGUCUACACAGGGGCAAAAAACUGUUUAAACCAUGUAUAGGCACGGCAGUUAACAGGUUGUUCUGUGUGCAUGGGAUUGAAGUCAAACUUUGCAUCUUCUCCAGCAGCAUAAUGGCAACUGUUGUUGCUCUUGGAAAUAUGGCAUAAAAGGAACUGCCUUUUUUGCUACUCUGCUGUAUAUUUGUUAUAUUUUAAAGAGUAUGAGACCAAAUACUUGUGCAAUUUGGAUUUGCGUGUCGGAAUACUUAAUUAUGAUUAACUUUUUCACAGUGCCCCAAAAUGUUUAGACCCUUUAUAAAUAUAAGACCUAUUUUCCUUCUCCCUGGCCUAAGGAACACAGUCUAAAAUUGACAUGAUACAAUAAUAGUUAUGAACAAAGGGGUGAGGAAAAAUGGGAGAGCGGAAAACAGUAGAAUAAUAUGGCUUCUCAGGUUAGUUAUAUGUGUUUCUUGUUUUAAUGUAUGCUCUGCAUUAUAUCUGUCUACUAGAGCUGGUGUGCUGGGGAGAGAGGAAUAUUUAUAGUAAUUUUUAAAAAUUGAAAUUUCAAAAUUCAGAAGAUGUUGAUCAGUCUCUUCUACAUACCCUGCCACCCAUCCACAUGCAUAUAGUCUUUGCUAUCUUGUUUGAAUCUAAAAUUUUUCCACCAGACCUUUGAACAUUGUAUAAACCAUGAAAAUUGUCUCCUCCCCACGACCUAUGCCCUUUAUAUAUUUAUGUUACAAUGUGUGUAUAUUAUAUGUAUAUAAAUACAACCCACUAAAAUUGUA
Messenger RNA from Chelonia mydas (Green sea turtle), 2230 nucleotides. RefSeq names its product transcription factor B2, mitochondrial (gene TFB2M). Gene Ontology annotation, biological process: rRNA methylation; transcription initiation at mitochondrial promoter. Bases 79 to 1305 code for a protein of 408 amino acids. The record is from RefSeq and is a predicted model, not a curated record. Gene Ontology annotation, molecular function: rRNA (adenine-N6,N6-)-dimethyltransferase activity; mitochondrial transcription factor activity. Gene Ontology annotation, cellular component: mitochondrial matrix. The transcript is spliced from 8 exons. Lineage: Eukaryota; Metazoa; Chordata; Testudines; Cheloniidae.